This is a messenger RNA of Ilyonectria robusta, 1168 nucleotides long. RefSeq lists its product as uncharacterized. Lineage: Eukaryota; Fungi; Ascomycota; Sordariomycetes; Hypocreales; Nectriaceae. The record is from RefSeq and is a predicted model, not a curated record. Bases 204 to 776 code for a protein of 190 amino acids. The transcript is spliced from 2 exons.
CAGAGCGCAUGUUCCAUCGUUCUGUAGAACUGGCUGUAGAACUGGCUGGAGUCGAGGUGUUGAGGUCCUGAAGUUUAGCCGAAAUAUUACCGCAGUAGAGCUCCAUGCCCAGGUGUCGUCUUCCAUUAUCGACGUUGCGACCUGUCCAACCUCAUAACACCCACGAGUAAAAACCACGGAGGUCAAUCCGGCAGCGUUUCACAAUGAGGUUCACGACCCUCAUAUCCAGCCUUUGCGCAGCGGCGCUUGUCGCUGCCGACCAGCGCACCGCCCAAAUUUACAUCCAGCCCAUCCACGCCUCAACACCCGACCCCCAGCCGCUCGCUGAAGUCGCCUACGACCCGGCGGCCGCCUCCUCAUCGCAAGUCAUAUCCUACGAAGCCCCCGAGCUACCCGAGGGCGCGUCCCUCGUGCGCAUCGGCCUGUACGACACCAAGUCGGGGCGGUGGAUCUCCGGCACGACGGCGGCGAGCGUGGACAACUUCGACAAGGGCUACGCACCCAACAUCCUACUGUCGGUGGAUGAGGAGGGCGAGGUGCGCAGCGCAGCGUACAAGGGCGUGCAGAUUGACGCGGGCCAGACGCGCGACUUUGGGCCCAAGGUGGUGGUGUUGACGGCGACUAAGGGGAAGCAGCCGGAGCUGAACAAGCCGGUGGUGCUGUCGCCCGAGGGGAAGAAGGUGGGAGAGGAGCCGGAGAAGACACUCCUGCAGAAGUACUGGUGGGUUCUUGGUCUUGUCGUGGUUAUGACGAUGGCCGGAGGCGGCGACAAAUAGACAUGCAUUUCCAAACUGCUUUAAUCAAAUAACGCCGAGAUUACAAUUCUCUCAUUGCCAAACUGGGAGGCGGCAGCUCUCUGCAUUCUUCAUUGCCCAUGCAGCGGUGAACGAGCGGUCGUAGGUCCGCGGCCCGGGCCCCAGAGGGUGAAUGGAGUUGAGCUUCAGAUGCUGAGCCACCCAGCCUGAUGCAUCUCGCAAGCCCUAAUCAAACGAUGUCUAAUUUGACCUUGAGACACACAUCCUUGCCUCCAAUAACAGUGCCCUCCAGCUCGUUCCCGGAUACUCCUAUUGUAACCGAUUCUGCUCACGUGCUUGUGCAUGUGAUUAAGAAAAGCAAGUGCUCACAUAGCGCUAGCUCAAAUCGGGACUAGAGCGGUUGCUAUGAGAAG